Oryzias melastigma (Indian medaka) is the source of this 1778-nucleotide messenger RNA. RefSeq names its product olfactory receptor 1496-like. Gene Ontology annotation, biological process: G protein-coupled receptor signaling pathway. Gene Ontology annotation, molecular function: G protein-coupled receptor activity; olfactory receptor activity. Bases 100 to 1101 code for a protein of 333 amino acids. Gene Ontology annotation, cellular component: membrane. The record is from RefSeq and is a predicted model, not a curated record. Lineage: Eukaryota; Metazoa; Chordata; Actinopteri; Beloniformes; Adrianichthyidae. The transcript has a single exon.
AUGAUGAGGUCCCUUGUUUGGGUCCCUUAACUCGCAGAAUUUUUAAUAAGGAUCUCUUGUUCAGACAGAAGAGUUUCACAGCAGCUGCUGAUUUUAACUAUGUCAUUUCUCCGGACUCUUGUCAACAGUUCUGUCAUCGUUCAUCCUCCAGGCUUCUACAUCAUCGGAUUUCAGUCUUUUGCAUCUGCGAACGUCUUCUUCAUCUUUUUGGCGUUUGUUUAUGUAGUCACAGUGCUGUUUAACGGUUUACUGAUUAUCAUUGUGGUUAUUAAUCCAUCCUUACACACUCCAAAAUUUCUGGCUGUCAUCAACCUUGCAGUGGUGGAUUUAUGCUUUACUACAUGCACCAUUCCUGGCAUGAUUAAGACAUUUCUUUUUAAGGUUAAUUUUGUUCCAUUCAACUCGUGUCUGGUGCAGAUGUAUUUUUAUUAUGUCUUUGCUCCUUUGGAGUCCUAUGCGCUCAUGAUUCUGGCCUAUGACAGAUUGGUGGCGAUUUGUUUCGCUCUGCGCCACAACUCCAUCAACACAAUACGAAGCAUGUGCUGCAUCAUCAGCAUCACCUGGUGUUAUAAUCUGGGAGCGACGGCCUAUUCUGUGUCUUUGAUGACAAGACUGUCGUUUUGCAACUCUGUCACAGUGUUUAGUUAUUUCUGCGAUUAUGCGCCCGUGUACAGGCUUGCCUGCAAUGAUAACUCAAUGCAGUGGUUUGCAGGUACGUUUUUUAGUUAUUUGAACAUUUUAGUGCCUCUUUCUUUCAUUGUGGUGUCUUACAUAAGCAUCCUGCUGACUGUGUUCAAAAUGAAAACUAAUCGAGUAAAGACCUUGGCUACUUGUGCUGAACACAUCAUCCUUGUUGCAGUGUUUUACAUUCCCUUUUUUGUGAUCUACACACUCGGUUUUUAUUUGGGCCCGGUUAAUCCAGACCUGCGAGUUCUGUGUCUGUCAUUGGCCUCCUGCCUCCCGCCUUGCAUCAAUCCUAUUGUGUAUUCUUUGAAAACUAAAGAGAUUAAAACUCGAGCUUUGGCACUGAUUAGACAAAGUAAACGAAGCGUUCCUACUAAUUCUGAAAGAAUUAUUGUGGUGCUCAAAACAAGGAAAUAAUACAUUACUUUUAAGGUGAGAGGUUUAAAAUAACUAUGUUAUUACAACAUGUGUCUAAAGUUUUUAUGUCUUAUGUCAUAUAAAAAAAGUUUUUGUUAUCUACUGCAUACCCCAGAUUCUUUAAACUCUGAUAUUUUAGACAAUGUCAAAAAUGCAUUAUUGAUAGUUGCAGCUUAUUUUAGUGCAUAUAUGUAUAUAUACUUAUAUGCAACUAAAAAUCAAUGGAUCUUUUUUUGUUGUUGUUGAAUGAGAGACAAUUAUUUGUUAACUUCUGUUUUACCUGACAAAAUUGUAUUUUCGUAAAAAAAAUAAAAAUAAAUAAAUAAUAAAAAAAAAUACUUUCUCAAAUUUUCUAAAGAAUUUUAAUUUAAACUUCAUUUUCCACUUUAAACUAAAACAUUUUCACACUUUACUGAAAGAUCUGUAUUUGAAGUGCUGAAGCUUAGUAUAAUUACUGUAUUUACUCACUACUUUUUCUUAGGAACCGUUAAUAAAAUGUGUUUUGCUAUUCUUACAUAUUUCUAUGUGGUUUGUGGAGCCUUUGAGAAAUAAUAUUUAGUCUUUCAGUGUCCUAAAUUUCUGUACUGAGAAACAAAAGAAUGUAAUUUUUUCUUUUUUUAGGAUUAUUUGUACUUGGAAGCUGUUAUUGAAAUGUAUUUUGGAGCAUCUGUGUUUUU